Aspergillus aculeatinus CBS 121060 is the source of this 927-nucleotide messenger RNA. Its product is annotated as polysaccharide deacetylase family protein. The record is from RefSeq and is a predicted model, not a curated record. The transcript has 4 exons. Gene Ontology annotation, molecular function: hydrolase activity, acting on carbon-nitrogen (but not peptide) bonds. Lineage: Eukaryota; Fungi; Ascomycota; Eurotiomycetes; Eurotiales; Aspergillaceae. The coding region runs from base 1 to 927 and encodes 308 amino acids. Gene Ontology annotation, biological process: carbohydrate metabolic process.
AUGGGCAAGAAGCGUGUUUUGGUCAGCUACGGAGUAGAUAUCGACGCUGUAGCCGGAUGGCUGGGGUCAUAUGGCGGAGAGGACAGUUCCAAUGACAUCAGUCGAGGCCUCUUUGCCGGCCAUAUCGGCACAACGCGACUGCUGAAGCUAUUCGAGAAGUAUGGCAUCAAAGCGACAUGGUUCAUUCCCGGUCAUUCGCUUGAGACCUUCCCGGAAGAGUGCGCCAUGGUCCGCGAUCAGGGCCACGAGAUCGGUCUCCACGGAUAUAGCCACGAGAACCCAACCGACAUGACUAUCGAGCAACAGCGUGACAUCCUGGACAAGACCUACCAUAUGAUAUAUAAUUUCUGCGGCAAGCCGCCACGAGGCAUCGUUGCUCCAUGGUGGGAAACGAGCAAAGAAAUGGCUAAUCUGCUGCUUUCCUAUGGAAUCGAGUACGAUCAUUCCAUGUCUCAUCAUGAUUGCCAGAUAUACUGGCUGCGAACAGGCGACUCGUGGACUAAGAUCGACUAUAAGCAGAAGGCUGAGACGUGGAUGAAGCCCCUCGUCCGGGGCCAGGAUACAGGACUUGUCGAGAUCCCCGGAAAUUGGUACAUCGAUGACUUGCCGCCGAUGAUGUUCAUCAAAUCGGCACCGAACAGCCAUGGAUGGGUGAAUCCAAGAGACAUUGAGGACAUCUGGAAGGAUCACUUUGACUACUUCUACCGCGAGUACGACGAGUUUGUUUUCCCGAUGACCAUACAUCCCGAUGUGUCUGGACGUCCGCAUGUGCUCCUAAUGCAUGAGAGAAUCAUUGAGCAUAUCAACAAGCACGAAGGCGUAGAAUGGGUGACAUUCGAGCAAAUGUGCGACGAGUUCAAGAGCAAGAACAAGCCACCCGAGGGGGCAAGAAUGCCUGAAGCUCCCAUGCCUCUAAAGCAGGCUUGA